AAACAAAAGAUGGCCGCCUCUCGCUUCCUCAUCCACCUGCAAGCCCGCAACUGAACACAGCGUCACAGCUUUCCGCGAAAAACAAAAAGGUGCGUCGCAAUGGAUUCCAUGCCGGUGAAUUGGGAAGCACUAGACAGUCUGAUAUUCGAUUUCGCCAAAUCCGAAAACCUCAUUGAUGACUCAGCCGCUCCGCUUUCACCUCCGUUGUCGCUGUCAACUUCGCCCUCCUCGCCGUCUUCCUCGUCCUUCCACUCGCGGCUUCUUAUUCGACAAAUUAGACGUUCUAUGGAGUCCGGAGACGUAGAUGCUGCCAUUGAUCUCCUGCGUCUUUAUGCGCCAUCCCUUCUCGAUGAUCACCGCCUUCUUUUCCGCUUACAGAAGCAGAAAUUCAUUGAGCUUCUAAGAAAAGGCACAGAGGAGGAUCGUGAAUCUGCUAUGAAAUGCCUGCGGACAACUCUAGCUCCUUCUGCACUGGAUGCUUACCCUGAAGCAUAUGAGGAAUUUAAGCACGUUCUUCUUGCACUGGUUUAUGAUAGAAAUGAUAAUAGUUCUCCUAUCGCUCAUGAGUGGUCAGAGAAGAGGAGGUUUGAUAUUGCCGGGCUGCUUUGCUCACUAUUGAGGACACAUUUGCAUGCAUAUGACCCGCUGUUCGCAAUGACAUUGAGAUACUUGAUAAGCAUACAUAAGAACUUUUGCUCUCGACAAGGUAUUUCAUCACCUAUUUCAGAUCUUACAGAGAGAUUGCUUCUUGAGGAUCGAGACCCCCCUGCAACACCUCUAGAGAGUUUAUCUGAAGCACCUCCUUUUGAUGAGGUGGAUAUACAAGCCCUUGCUCAUGCUGUUGAAAUUACAAGGCAAGGAGCAGUCGAUAGCCUGAGGGUUGCUAGAGGUGACAUAUUUCAAGCAUUUCAGAAUGAAUUAUGUCGUACAAGAAUGGAUGUUUCUGUGCUUGAUGAACUUGUACACGAGUAUUGCAUUUAUAGAGGUUUUGUGGACUUCGGUGUAGCAUCGCCUUCUGCAUCUGAAAUUCAAGGUGUUUCCAUAGCUGUGAAUGAUGAUCAAUCAGUGUCUGGAUGCUUAUCAGUGAACUCUUCACUUGAAGUUGGCCCUAGAAACUGCACAGUUUCUGAUAGUGAAGCAUCUCUUACUGACGUUCACAGGGAAACCUCACCUAAUAACAGUAUUGUUACUGUGAGUACGCAAAGUACUGAUAUUGAAGAGCGUUUCUUUUGUGAGACAAAUAAACAUGAAGACUGCAGCACCAGUGGGACACAUGUCGAUGGAAAAGUUCCACAUAGAAUUCAUAGAACUGUUGAAAGGAAUAAACGUAAGCGGUGGAUGGGGAGAGAUGAGAAACUAGAGUAUAUGUCCGAAGCUACAUCUGAAAGAGGCAGAGAAGAGGCUUCCCGAAAGCUAGCCCCAGUAAACUUUAGAUGCAGUCGAGAGGACAAAUAUGAAACUUUACUGGGCAUUAAGGAGCUAGCAACCAAAGGAAUGACUGCAGAGGUGGUUGAUGAAAUUAAUGCUAUAGACCCAACUUUUUUUGCACAGAACCCAACCUUGCUUUUUCAGAUUAAGCAGGUUGAGUUUUUGAAGGUUGUUAGUUCUGGUGAUCACUCUGGUGCAUUAAAAGUAGCCUGCUCCUAUUUGGGUCCUUUGGCAGCUAGUAAUACUCAUCUGUUGAAGCCGUUAAAGGAUACUUUAUUGACAUUGAUGAAACCUAAUGAAGUGGUAUUUAGUGAAAGGUCUCCGCUGUUUGGACUUGCAACAUCACUACAGGUCGCUACUGGAAAGAGGCUUGGUAUUGAACAACCUCAUCUUAUGAAGAUUCUGAAAGCAACACUCUAUACACACAAGGAAUGGUUCAAACUCCAAAUGUGUAAAGAUCGGUUUGAAGGUCUUCUGAAGAUUGAUUCACUUAAAGAUCUCAGCGACCACUUGCUCAUAACUGCAAAUCCCAAGUCAGAUGUUGACUUGGCGACUCAUGGGUCAUCUCAAUUUACUGCAUCCUCUACUAACAGGAUGCAGGAAGAUGGUAGCAGCCCUAUACAAUCAUCUACCAAGGAUAUGGAAUGUGAUGAAACAGCGAUACUAAAAGUUAUGGAAUUUCUAGCAUUGCCAAGAGCAGAUGCAAUUCAUCUCCUUGCACAGUACGAUGGAAAUGCGGAGAUGGUCAUUCAGCAGAUAUUUGCAUAAUUUUCAUGUUGGUGCAAAUCUUAUGUAUUCUUUAAUCUUUUGUUGUUGAUUGUACCAUAUAUUCUUCUAUUUAACAAUUUUAUCUUCACGCUAAAAUUGGAACUUAAAUUAGAUGCCUUGCUGAAGGAGAGUGCUUCAGUCUCUAAAGCCGAUCCAGAAGCAUGGUAAUGGAUGAGCCAAUGUACUCCUAGGUGUAGUAUUUGCUUAGGGAUGGAAUGGAAUAGGAUAUAUGUUCAUCGCAGUUGUGGUUAAAUUAGGUAUCGGGCUUUGGGGAUGCUAGUGCCAUUUUGUAUUUCAGAAAAAGCCAAGUCCUACUCCCUGUGAAAGAGAAUUUUUUGAAUGAAGUGAUUCUUGUUGUACAUCUUUAACAUUAAGGAAUGUACAACACAACUCAUCCUAAGAUGGAAAGAGUGCAAACAUCAGUGUGAAAUAAUCUCCCUGCAACUUUAAUACUGGUAAAAGUGGGGUGACUCAUAUUGGCUGGUCCUGGUUUGCCUGCCCUCUUUUGUGCUGAUUCUUGGUUUGCGGUGGACUCAUUUCAUUCUUUAAUUUUUACAUUGAAAUGAUUAAUGUAUCAAAUAAUAUAUGCAUUUACAUUUAUAAGUUGAUCUUUUUAAAAUGAUAAAUACGUUUAAAAAUGUACUCCGUAUUAAAAUAGUGC
Molecule: messenger RNA, 2857 nt
Organism: Cuscuta europaea
Lineage: Eukaryota; Viridiplantae; Streptophyta; Magnoliopsida; Solanales; Convolvulaceae
Source: the annotation of a GenBank genome assembly